UUUUUCUUCAGAAUAAAACACAGCCACCAUGAAUUGUGUAGCGAAAUUUGGAAAGUUCAUUCUUGUUUCCUUGAACAUCUUCUUCAUUAUAAUCUCAAUAGUGUUGAUAGUGCUGGGCGCCUUGGUGAAAUGGGGUCAGAAUUUGUUGAGCCAGUACCUGAACCCCCUAUUGUCAGGGCUGAACAGCGCAGUGGGGCAAGCUGGACUGGGUAAUGUUGACCUCAGCGGUUUUGACCUCGGUGUACUGCUGGGUGACGUUGCUGUGGCUCUGAUCAUCAUGGGCUGUAUACUGCUGUUCAUCUCCAUCAUGGGCUGCUGCGGAGCGUGCUGUCAAGUGAGGUGGAUGCUCAUUGUGUACGCCAUCAUAAUCUCGUUGGUGUUUUUGGCACAAGUAAUCAUCGUUAUCUUGCUGUUUGCCAAAACUGAAGAGAUGAGAGAUGUUAUUAAAGGCCCUAUGAGGACAAGUAUUAGAGACGGAUAUGUAAGCUUCAAUUCCACGGAUAUAAUAUCCUUAGGAUGGAACUUCGCCAUGAUGACGUUUAGCUGCUGUGGGGUAGACAAUUACAUGGACUUUGACACGGCUACCAAAUGGCCAGGGACGUACUACGUGGAUGAUCUGGGAGAAACCGUCAAUCUGACAACGCCCGUAGCCUGUUGUAAAGUCGAGGGAACCUUCCCAAACUUCUCACCUCCGUCCAACUACAACUGUACCUUCAGUCCAACCGCCAAUAAUUCCAACUAUAUGAAUGGAUGUUAUCAAGCCAUAGAAGACUUUGUCUUUGUUUACGAUGCUGCAUUUAUUGGAGUCGGUGUUGGACUUGCGAUAUUUCAGAUCUGCCUGAUAAUAUUCUCCUGUUUGCUUUGUAAAGAGAUGGGGAAGGACAACUCUGUAAAACCGUACGACUAAUGAUGGGAAGUCAGAGAGAAAUGUGUGGAAAGGAGAAACAUCACUUGCUUUAGUCAGUGAACGAGGCUAUAUACAUGUACAAUGAUGAGCACAAAGAGAAAUACACGUAGGCCUAGUAACGACAGUUUUACAGUCACUUUCCACAAGUUUAAUAUUAGGAAUUUAUGUUUUAUGUUUCAUAAUUGCAUUGAGAAUGAUCACCAGUUUAUGUGACAUCAGAAUAUUCACAAGUUUAUGGGACAAUGGUAAUAUUCGCCAUUUUGUGCGAUACUUGAACAUUGUACAAGGCUGUUGUACGUACAAUUCUGUGGGAGACCAUUUCAUUUAUCUCUGUUUAUUUGAUGGGAGUUUUACGCUGUACUCAAGAAUUUUUCACUUUUCGUCGGCGGCCAGCAUUAUGGUGUGAGGAAACCGGGCUGGAUCCAAAGGUUACUGGAAGGUCUUUCCACGUACGACCGGAGAGGAAGGCAGUAUGAGCUACACUGUUAGUAUGACAGCAUGGCUAAAGUUAUCUCCCCUACUUUAAGGUCCGUAUUAGUAUGAAAUUUUCCCUCUGAACAUAAUUACCAAGGGUCAGUUAACAGAAUGUCACCAGACAGUAAUUAACGAGCAUGUUAAACGACAAACCUGCGAUGAAGAAACGGGUGGCUAAUUAUUUAGGGGGAGUGGGGAAAGGGGAUAGCAAUUGAAACAUUUGUGGAAUCGAGGUGUAAAAUACAGUUAUCAAUAAACUAAAUUGAUUUUCUAAAUUGGGCCGGCUUUUACAAAUAAAAAAAUAAAAAUAAAUUUAUUUUAUACACCCAUAUACAAAUUAAAUGCUUUUAUCUUUUUAUGUGAUACUUUUACCUAAUCUGACGACAAAACUUUUUAUUGCUUCUUUGUCCUGAAAAACUGAUAGAUUUAUUCUUUUAUAUAGUCAUGCAUUGAGAAGAGUGUUUGAAAGGUAAGUACGUGUACAAGAAAGAAUGCGUGUUUUACGUCGCGAUGUGCAAGAAUGCUUAUCUAUAUCAAGUUGUGCUGGUUUCGCUGGUAAAUAUUGUGUUUUUCGGAUAUAUGUGUACACUUCGUAAUCACUUGUGUUAUUGAUGCGUUUGUGUGCAUAUACAUAUAUAUUUAGAUUUUUCUGUAGAUGUCAACAUGUAAGUCUCAUCACAAGCACGCCGAAGCGCAAGGAUUGAUUUUAAAAUUUAAAUAUUUAGCCUUAAAAUGUAGGUCAGAAUACAAAGAUAACUUUUACCUUUAUAUUGCCAUUACAGAUCUGCCUUUACUAGGAUUGACUCCAGUGUAGAAUCUAUAUUUCCACUUAGUGUUUCAGCGCUUACCAGUUUUAAAGCAUCUUGAAUUUAACUUUAUGUUACAAAAGAUUUUGUAAAUGCGUACAGCUUAUUUGUUUUUCCUUGUGCAUCUGCGUGAUGUGAACAUAAGUACUAACCCAAUGUACCGUUAUACAUUGUUGUGAUAUCAAACCGAGCCGAAAUCUUUGUCCACAAAAACAACAUGCAGUAUUAAUUUGUUUUCAUAUGUUUUUAUUUAAUUCGACUUGAUGUGAAAUCCAUCUAGCCUAACUGUAUACAUGUAUGUGCACCGAGACCCCGUGAAUCAUAUAUGUUAUUCCGUAUGUGUAAAAACUUUUAGACUAAAGUGAUUUAUAAGAAAUAAUCACAGGGAGCUAUAUCACUAAGUAUAGUCUGUGAAUAUGUGAUUAUUGUCUGAUAUACUUGUUAUAUAUGUUUAAUAUGAGAUGUAUC
Molecule: messenger RNA, 2655 nt
Organism: Liolophura sinensis
Lineage: Eukaryota; Metazoa; Mollusca; Polyplacophora; Chitonida; Chitonidae
Product: tetraspanin-7-like
Exons: 7
Coding region: 29-907 (292 amino acids)
Cellular component (GO): plasma membrane
Source: RefSeq, a predicted model, not a curated record